Molecule: messenger RNA, 1326 nt
Organism: Mya arenaria
Lineage: Eukaryota; Metazoa; Mollusca; Bivalvia; Myida; Myidae
Product: beta-1,3-galactosyltransferase 1-like
Exons: 1
Coding region: 1-1326 (441 amino acids)
Cellular component (GO): membrane
Molecular function (GO): hexosyltransferase activity
Source: RefSeq, a predicted model, not a curated record
AUGAGAAACUCGAGCAUGAAGAAGAUCACGCGUGUGGCCAUUUUACUUAUGGCCAUGUGGACCACCAGUCUCACGUUCUUCGUGCUCAUGGACACGACUGGUUAUCUAACAUCAAUGCGUGAUGGCGGGAAGAGACGUAAUAUUACGACAGCAGCCGUCUUAGUGAAGGACGACGAUGGUUCCAUAAAAGGAACAGUAAACCUGAAAAGAAAAAGUUUUGAAGCGAAAACGGAAACAAACAUUUCAAGUACAUUGAGCAAACGGUCCGUCCAAUCCGCCAUAAAUAACAACAUGAAAGUGAAUGUAGUGCACAUGGAAAUACGCAAGAGUAACGGAAGUAUUUAUAGAAGACCAGAACGCACUAAUCAGCAGAGUAGCGUUUGCAACGGAAACCAAGACCCUUGUAAAAUAAUAUUAAUGCGCAAUGAAGCUGCAGAAAGGCGAUACUAUACAAUGCGCAAAACAAAGGUAAACCCAAUAGAGCAUGAAUAUUUGAUAACGUCCGGACAACUUUGCGAUUCUGGUCCACCAUAUGUAUUAAUGGUAGUGCCUUCUGUGCCGAAACACUUUCAACCGAGACAAGUUAUAAGAACAACCAUGGGAAGAUUUGCAAAACCUACUAACAAAUUAAAACUAGCGAACAUUUCAUUCAAGCUUGUGUUUGUGGUUGGGAGAGAUGGGGAUACUCAAACCGACAAACUCAUCAAGAAUGAAAGUAGGACAUACGGUGACGUCGUGCAGGCGGAUUUCAUUGAUUCCUAUUAUAACCUGACCAGGAAAAUGUUAGUGACUUUAAAAUGGGUUUCAAUAUUUUGUGCGGAGAUAGAGUACAUGUUGAAAGCGGACGAGGACGUUUUUGUUAACAUUCCAUUACUAAUGAAGUAUUUGAAAAGCUUCCCGCAAAACAUUAAAGGUUCAAUUCACGGACAUGUGUACAUCAGUCCAUCUGUUGAACGACUUGGGAAGUGGGCUGUAAAACUGAAUGAAUUUCCGUUAUCCCAGUAUCCUAGAUACGCUUCCGGUAAUUCUUACGUAAUUUCCGGUAACCUCAUUCCGAGGAUGUUUAUGGUUUCGGAAUAUCUACCAUACAUGCCCAUAGAAGAUGCCUUUUUGACUGGAAUUCUUUCAAAAAUGGUGGAAACAAACUUAAUAAACCACGCAGGUUUUACCCAUUUCUCCGACAAGCAGCCACUAAUACCAUGUGAAUUCGCCUCAUCAAAUAGGAUAUCUGUGACAAAGGUCACUUCAUCAUUGAUGAGCAGACUAUGGAAAGCGUGUAACUGGUUUGAAUUUUAUUGUGGAAAUAAUUCCACAAGUAAAUUUUAG